This is a messenger RNA of Colletotrichum fioriniae, 942 nucleotides long. Lineage: Eukaryota; Fungi; Ascomycota; Sordariomycetes; Glomerellales; Glomerellaceae. The record is from RefSeq and is a predicted model, not a curated record.
AUGGCCUCCCCCCUCCCCCCAAACGGCCGCCUAGUCAAUAUCGGCACCCACUCCCUAGCCAUCUACGCUCACGGUCCAGACCCAAGCAGUCCCGCCGAACCCGUCGUGCUCUUUGUCUCCGGUGUGGCCAGCGAUGCUCUCAACUGGCAAGCCGUAUUGCGGAGCUACAUGUACGACCGCUCCGGCAACCGCCACUCGGACCCCUCACCCAACCCACCAACAGCCGAGAACAUCGCCCAAGAACUCGCCCUCCUCAUUGAACACGCUCCCAUACCUAACCCACUCAUUCUCGUGGGCCACUCUUGGGCUGGUGUGCUCACGCACGAAUACUUUGCCCUCAAAGGCAUCAAGCAGGUCGCGGGUCUGGUCCUUGUGGACGCGAACCAUGAGACGGCGCCGCUCGUGCUAGAUGUCAACGACCCCAUCCUCUGGAAAAAGAUUGCCGCCGGAGUCAAAACAUACGACGGCUGGGGACUGACGACGUCACAUAAGCUCACAAAAGAAGAAUGGGACGCCUUUAUCGCGGAGGAGGCCACAGAGAAACACAAGCUGAUUGCACAACGAGAGGAUUUCGAGGGUUACGCGCAAAGUUUCGAGACGCUUAGGAGUAAGGGCCUGGCAAAGAAGCAGCCGCUUCUUGGGGACAAGCCAGUGUGUGUGAUUGUGGGCACGCGGAGCAGGGACUGGAGCGGGCUUUACGCUGUGGGCGUCGCGAAGGGGAAUGGGACGGAGGAGGAGAGGAAGCACGUGAGAGAUAUGAUUGAGGGCGUUGAUGCGAAAACUGAGAAGCUCAUGAGGGAGUUUUUGAAGCUCUCUAGAAAGAGUGAUAUUGUGUUUGCGAAGGAGAGUGGGCAUUUCGUGCAGAUGACGCAGCCAGAGAUCGUUGUUGAUGGAGUAAGGUGGGUGCUAGAUAACCAGCCGGCGACUGAGCAAAGAGAGUAG